CUGAAUGCUUUAAACAGUGGCCAGUGCUCCGAGUGUAUUCUUGGGUAAUGGCGUUUGUUUUAAAAAUGUGCAUUUCUCGGUUUUAUGAGAAUUAUCCUGCUGUGUGGCGCCCUCGUUUGGCAGCUGAGUGUAUGAACAUGGCCUCAAAAGUUUUCAGUUUCCUUCCUUAGCAACCAGACGCUUCUGCCUGGAUACACACGGAUCCCAAACAUUGAUGAACUCAGAUGGGCUGGAAUCAUGCCACUCGUCUUAGGAAGCAGUGUUAAAUAUGUUUACUAUGUAAAACUGAAUGUAACAUAUUAUUUUUCUGCCAAUAUUGGCAUGUUUUGCGCUUAAAUAUUUGCACAGCCUGCAUUUAGCUAACUAGAUAUUUAAUUGCAUACCUUUGGAUACUAGCAUAGUUAGCAUCAUUGUGUCGCGACAUUUAUCGUUGUUCCUUGCUAUCUUCCAUUUUACAGUUAUGUUACAGGCUGAGAAACAAAAGAACCGCAGUGACGAGGAGGUGGUCAAAAAACUGUGCUUGGUCAAUGGAGUGUCCUAUGAGAAAAUUGCACAAGAAGGGAGUGACAUCAGAUCACUGGAGAUUUUUUUCUCUGGUUUCCCCCGCGUGGUCGGCCUCUCCUUCUUCCCAAGGCUCUGCCAGCUGACCAUAGUGGACCAGAACAUAAAACACAUCGAAGGACUUGAGUGCUGUCCUCUGCUCCAGGAGCUCUGGAUAGUACAGUGCCAUCUCACGGAAAUAUCUGGACUUCAGAAUUGUCUGCAACUGGAGAAGCUGUACCUUUAUGAUAAUAAAAUCUGUGAAAUAAAGAAUUUAGAGUUGCUGGUCAACAUAGAGGCUCUGUGGCUCAACAAUAACUGUAUAACUAAGAUAGAGGGCUUAUCCACACUUCAAAACCUUAAGGAACUAAACUUUGCGGACAACAUGAUUGAAAAGAUAGGGCGAAGCCUUGAUCCCAAUGAGAGCCUUCAGAUUCUCAAUCUGUCCGGAAACAAGAUCAGUUCUUUUAAGGAAUUGACCAUGCUCGCCCGUUUACCCCAUUUGAGAGAAUUAGCUUUGAAAGAGCCCACGUCCACACCGAACCCAGUGUGUCUGCUGUGUAACUAUGCCACACACGUUCUGCACCACACGCCAGGCCUCCAGCGACUUGACACCUAUGACGUCUCCAGCAAGCAAGUGAAGGAAGCAGCUGAGUCUGCAGUAAUGAAGAAAAUGAUGUACUACAACAUGCGUGUACGGACUGCUCGGAGGAACCUCGCAGAGACACGGUUCAGUCUAAUCGAGAGGAAAAAAACUUUAUUACAGUUACCACAAGAAUGUAUCCAGACCCUCAGUCAUGCCCUCAAGUGUCUUGAACGUGAGCUCACCAUGGGGCCGGUUAAUGGCAAGAAGCCUGCCUGCACAUUGGAGGAAGAACCAGGAGGACCGCCGCACCUGGAGGAAGGUUUUACUGAAAUAAGUGACUGUGCUGCUGACAUCAGUCCUGAUCCUGCCAUGGAUAACAAAAUAUCCCUUAAGAUCGAAUCCCUCAGGGAAAGACUGCAGAUAUGGAGGCGGAAGCUGGAUGAGAUCGAAGCGUGGUAUGAGCGAGAUUUGGCCCAAGCCACAAACAUGAUGGAAUAUACAGUGCAGUUUCUGCUGAUGGAACUAGAAAGUGUUGGAAACAUCCGUUUGGAGGAAGGCUGCUCCACAGACCCCUGGUUUUCGUCCUGUUGCGACCUGGUGAUUUCCCGCUUCUCUCCGUCAGACUACAAGCUUCACGGCAUCACUGACAUUAAGAUCAACAGAGUCGUCCGCAUCCACAACAGCGCUCUGAGGUUUCGGUUUGAAGACAAACUUCAUAGCUUGCUUGCAAACGACGAGUCCGUCGUCUUCUCCCAGAAUUACCGCCGUCGACUGGAGUACUUAUUCUAUGCAGCUGACCCAGCAAAGUGUGGGAAGGAAGAAACUCUGAGCGUUCUAGAGGAAGGCUUCAAAACAGCAGAGGAACUGAAGGCCAUGGGAAGAGAGGGUGCUAUUCCUUUAUCAAACAGCUUAAGCGUGACUGAAAAACCCAGAAUUGAGUACGCACUGCAGCAGGCCAACCAAGGCGAUCACAAGCAAAUUAAAGAUGGAAACCCCUUCAGGCACGGCCAGGUUAUUGUCUCCAAGGUGUUCAUUGGGAACAGCACGCCUGUCCGAGAUGGACAACCUCUGGACAGGAGCAGCUAUCCUACAGUCUACUCUGUGUAUCGCAAUCUGGACACAAAGAGGAGAUCAGCAAUGAGUGAAGACAGGCCGCACUCCACCAAAACACAUUCUGAGAGCAAUCUUCGCCAAAGGCAGUGGUUUGUGUUCGACCAUGAGCUCAUCCUGCCUGAGUACAUCAUUUAUUUUGAAUAUAUCACUGGGGACAAAGACCAAGCUGCAUUGCCAAGCCACAGCAGAGGCACAGAUACCGCUCUUCCCAAUGACAUUGUCCUGGAUAAAGAAGUCCUCAACAUGGAACCUGUGCUGAAACCACAGCCCAAACUCUUGAGCUUGGGCGAGAAGAUUCUGCUGAAUGUUGCCAGAGCCAAUGUCCUCAGUCAGAUCACUGUGCUGAAUCUUCAUGGCAACAGCCUGAGUAAAGUGAAGGAGAUUUCCAGCCUCACGUCUCUGAGGCAUCUCACCAUCAGCUUCAAUGAGUUCACGCGCCUUGAUGACAUUUCUCACAUGCCAAACCUUGAGUUUUUAGAUGCGAGCUUUAACCACCUAGUAACUCUAGAAGGUAUGCGGGGGCUGGGACAGCUCAAGCAGCUCGAUGUCUGCUGGAACAAACUGACCAAGGCCAGAGAGGAUACAGCUGUGCUGAGGAAACACACACCAGCUCUGCUGAAACUGGACACCCGAUACAAUCCCUGGAACAAGCCAGAGGCAGUCAGAAUGACCAUGCUUGGACACAUCAUGACUCUCACACACCUGGACGAUGUGCUGGUAACAGAGGAGGAGGCUUCUAAAGCUGUUCAAAUGGCUUCAGGUUACAAAAUUGACCAGGCAUCUCUCCUGGCACACUCUCGUACCAACAGCGAUCGUCCUCGCAGCCUCAGUCUGCUGUCAACAGCCCAGCUCCUGUGUCGUUUGAGCCCGGCACCCUGGGGCCUCGCCGUAGAACUGGAGCCAGGCUGGACUGAAAAGAUCACCACCCUAAACCUUGACAACCAGAAAAUUUCAAAGCUGAUCAGUUUGAAUAAGCUGGUGAACCUGCGCUGGGCUUCGUUUAACGAUAACAACAUUUCCAAAGUGGAGGGCCUCGACGGCUGCCUGAAGCUCGAAGAACUUUCACUGGACAACAACAACAUCAGUACGCUCAGUGGCCUUACAAGACUGCAUUGCCUAAAUAAACUGAGUGUAGAUGGGAAUCAGCUGUCCAGUCUGGACUCCUCAGCCUUAGAUCAACUGCCCAACUUGUCCUUUCUGUCAGUGGAGAACAAUUGUAUCGCUUCCUUGCAUGGCAUCCAGAGGGUCCGCUCUCUCCUUGAGCUCUACAUCGGUAGCAACAAGAUUUCUACAUCGAGAGACAUCUACUAUCUGAAAGGAUUGGCAAACCUCAUCAUUCUGGAUCUCUAUGGGAAUCCUUUAGUGGAGAAACUGGAAAACUAUCGGAUAUAUGUAGUUUUCCAUCUGCCCUCCCUUAAAGCUCUGGAUGGAAUUGCCGUGGAACUAAGUGAGUGUGAGAGUGCAAAAAGUAUGUUUAAAGGAAGGUUAACCACUGACACAGUGUCAGAGAAGCUGGGCCAUUCGGAGUAUUCAGAAAUCACCUACCUAACCCUGCAGUCCUGCUCCAUUCGGAUGGUUGAUCUGUCUCCAGCAGACCUCUUCUAUAACCUGCGCAGUGUCAACUUAGACCACAACAACCUCACCUCCUUCUCAGGGCUCAUCUACCUGCCCAACAUCAAAGCUCUGUGUCUGAACUACAACCACAUUGAAUCCAUUCUGCCCAGGCAGAAGACUCAUCAGACGAACAGACAGAUUCUGUACAGCAAGGUCCACUCCAGUGGCUAUGGCCAGCAAAGCGCACCCAAAGCCAAUAGGGAUACUGGGCCCGCUGGCAGCCUGGAGCCGCUGAUGGGAAGCCUUGAGGUGCUUCAUUUGAGUCACAAUGGCAUCUCCAAUAUGGCCAAUCUGCAGCUCAGCAGGCUCACCAAUCUUAAAGCACUCUUCCUUCAAGGCAAUGAGAUCAGCCAUGUGGAGGGCUUGGAAGGUCUUCACCAGCUUAGAGAGCUUGUUUUAGACAGAAACCGGAUUAAAGCACUGGCCAAGAACUCUUUCUUGGCGCAGAACGUUCUGCUAGAACUCCACCUAGCAGAGAACCGAAUCCGUGAACUGAACCAUCUCGAUCCUCUGAUUGAGCUCCGCAAGCUCUUUCUCGGCAUGAACAAGCUACAGGACAUCACAGAGCUUGACAAAUUAGAAGUUCUUCCCUCGUUGACAGAACUCUCUGUUGUUGGCAAUCCUGUAGCGAGAAAUUCUCUCCACAGACCAGCUGUAGUUCUCCGUCUGUCCCAGCUGCAGGUCCUAGAUGGAGUGAUGGUCACUCUGGAGGAAAGGACCAGGGCUGAGCUCCUGUGUGCUGAUCCAUCUCCAUGUUCUCAGCAUCCAGGAGGUUCCCAUCCUACCGCUGAAAUUAACCUGCCUGGCCUGCUGCCCUUUAUGCCCCACAACGCAACUGUGCGAGGAAUGAGUAUAAGUGGCGGGCUGCAGAAUAUGCACAUGCAUGACACAGGCAUGAUAAAUAAUGAAGACAAGGACCACUACACACAUAAAUACAAGAAGAACAAGUACAGUAAUGUUGGACAAAAUGCCCAAUCUGACAUUAACUUCAGACCCAGUCGAAGAAUGGGAAGCAACCUGCCGACGGCAAGUCUCCCGUCUGACGGGAACAGAGGCUUCAUUGUGUAUUCCAAGCAGGAGCAAGACAGCAGAUUCCCAAAUGGUGGUAGACCUCCACCUCUGUAGCAGCCAGAGGAGGAGGAGCGUUCAGCCAUGGAGGUGGUGCACUGACACUAUUAUACAGCAUAUCCUAGCAUUUCUGUAAAGUUGCCUUAAUGCUGAUAAUCUUCUUAUUUGACUUUUUUUUUAUGACAUGACCAUUAGAAUUUUUAAAUAUAUGCAGAUGUAACAAUUACUUCAAAAACGUUGCUCUUCAAUAAUGCAAUAAAACCGACUUUCAUGUGGAGUAAAUUAGGCUACUCGCAGGGGACAUGCAGUUCAUUCCUUUCAAAUACCUUUCCUGUAUAAUAACCGUGACUCCAUUUUUGAUCCACAUAUGAGGAUCACUAACCAUGGUAAUCUGUGGAUGAGAGGUUUAGGUGUCAUUUCAACUGCUGUCCCAUCCUUUGCCCGAAACGAGUGAAAAAACAUCCACAGAUGUAAAGGCGUGUGAGGCUGGCAUGCUCGCGUCCAUCGGGUCAAAUGCACCCCCAACAAGUGGAUAAUCCAGCUUUAGCACACCUCUCUGUGGACAAUAAUCUGCAGUCACUCAGAUAAAGAUGUAAUCUUGAAUAAGGUCCAAAUGGAUUUUAGAGAUUGUCGGUUUCAUCAUGUUAGCCUCUUUUCAAAAAGCCCACACUGCAGUUUCAUCUCUAACAGGCAAAUCUGGUGUGUUGCAACUGGAAAUGAACCUACUCCGCGUGAUAUUUAUCAUGUUAGUUCUGCUGAGCAUUAGAAUAUAAUCCUCCCAGUUUUGAUGCUGGUUUAAUUUAGUAGUCCUGUAGUUAACAAAACCAUCAGUCUGAAUAUAGAAGAUAUGCUGUAUAUGUUACGUGCUGUAAUAGAGGCCUGUAACCUGAAUAUUGCAAAAAAAAAAAAAAAAACUUUCUUUUUUGUCAAAAAAUAUGCAUGACAAGACAUCCAUUAUCGUAUCACCGUGAAUAGUUUGAUGCUGAGAAGUUAUUUUCACAUUCGCUGUGCAGACAUCUUUUGUAUCUCACAUCCCUAGAAGACGCAGUGCAGAGCUGAGUCUCGAGCUGCUUUGGAAAAAAAGUACACACCUUGUCCAAAACGGUUAAUGAAACAGCAUCAACGGAAAAAAGACUGCAGCCAUUUACCAAGGACCAUCGGGCAACAUCAGCUACAGUGUUUAUGCACCUUUAAAAUGACCACUAGGUGUCCUUACAGCCCCAUUAACAACACUAAUCAGUCCUCUAUAUAUUUUCCCCUUGCCUUGUAAGUGGUAAUUUAUCAGUUGAAUGGGGGGAUAUGUGCACACUGGUUUUGUAUCUCCUGCUUGUGUAGAUUUUGCUGAACCUCUGAGGCAGCAGCCAGCUCCACACAGCAAAAGUGCAAAGCUCAAACAAGCUCCUCUAAUGCAUGUACUUAACUUCACUUAAUUUGUGUUAAUUCCCAGCAUUAAGCAGGGCUAAUGACUGCGCAAGUGAGUGCACUGUCAUUACCUUGCUCUGGCUGCUGACAUCAAAUGGCAGCUGAUGGACUCAGACUUAUAAAAAAAACACACACACACACAGAUUUGGAGGCUCAGUGUGAGUGCUCUAAUGCAUUAGGUAUUGCAGGGGAUAAUUACACCGUUUAUAUUUGUGUACAGUAUGUGCUGUAUGGAUGUUAGAAAUAUUUUUAAUUCGGCUGUAUGGCGGGUAAGUGAACAUACCACUUCACACAGUAUGGCUCAGAUCUGCAUGUCUGUCACUAUUUCUAACAUUAAAAUGGCAUUAGCAUAAGAAUUGUGAAUAAUUCAUCACUUCUGAGUGAACCCAGAUGCACUGCUCUCCUCUCCCUCUCCUCGCUCCUCCAUGUGAGCAGACCACAUGGUUUGUUGCUGGUUUAAUGGGAUGGAAUGUGACAGGUUAUGUUUUCGUCUGCCUGAUAUGGAGCCCGGCUCGGGCGGGAGGGGCGGAGAGCGAGAAGGCUAGAGAGAGGGAGAGGGGCAAGUGAGUUGGUCUCUAGUUGUAAUCUGGAUUCAUAAUGAGACAUGUUUGUGCUUGUUGUGAAUCAGUUAUAGAUGAUGCCCCCCCCCCCCCCUCCUGAAUCCCCACCGCACACACACACACAUAGAAAAACACAUGCACUGUAUGGGGCCAUUACUGCUGGUCCACUAACUCCCUGUAUUUGCUGUGUCUGUGCAUUCAGAGCACCAUUAGUCCAACACUCUGUGAAUAAUUGCUGAAUGGAGCAUGUUUCCACUGCUAUCUACUCAGGUUCCAGUGACGUUAGAGAGGUGACGACAUUGAUUGAUGUCUGAUGCCGAAGGUAAUGCUGCAUAUUGUGCGACGCUUAUCGAAGCAUUACGCCCUGCAUGUGUAACGGAUGAACAAACACUACACAGCACAUGCAUUACACAUUUACCAACUUGUAUUAAGUGCCUCGCAAGAGGCGACAAUUUCAUCAACAUCAUCACUUGAGGUGAAAUUGCUGCUGUAAAAACUGUUUGAACUGCAAAGCCCUCGACAAAAUACAAAUUAUUUUGUUUUCAAAAGGUACAUAUUACUCCCCAAGUUCAUUUUUCAGCCUCGCAAACACCAUCCUCUUCCAUGCCAUAUUGCCUCUCUUGAAAUCGGUCAUUGAGUUAUUGCUGUCACUUGUCAUUUUCCUGUAAUUUGUUUCCUGUGGAAUAAAGAGCGAACGCAGAGAGAGAGCGAGAAAAUACAGAUAAAAGAAUGGAGCGACAAUUAGAAUGGAAGGGAAAAUGCUUUUAUUUUGUGUGGACAUUUUGAAUGAGAGCACGCCUCGCAGAAACAUUAAAUCUUAACUGCUA
Molecule: messenger RNA, 7730 nt
Organism: Mugil cephalus (flathead mullet)
Lineage: Eukaryota; Metazoa; Chordata; Actinopteri; Mugiliformes; Mugilidae
Gene: lrrc9
Product: leucine rich repeat containing 9
Exons: 33
Coding region: 461-4978 (1505 amino acids)
Molecular function (GO): protein binding
Source: RefSeq, a predicted model, not a curated record